Messenger RNA from Physeter macrocephalus (sperm whale), 534 nucleotides. RefSeq names its product ADP-ribose glycohydrolase MACROD1-like. Gene Ontology annotation, molecular function: ADP-ribosylglutamate-[protein] hydrolase activity. Lineage: Eukaryota; Metazoa; Chordata; Mammalia; Artiodactyla; Physeteridae. Bases 1 to 357 code for a protein of 118 amino acids. The transcript has 8 exons. Gene Ontology annotation, cellular component: nucleoplasm. Gene Ontology annotation, biological process: DNA damage response; purine nucleoside metabolic process; peptidyl-glutamate ADP-deribosylation. The record is from RefSeq and is a predicted model, not a curated record.
AUGUGCCGGGGGGAAGAGAAGAGGCGUGAACUGAGGCUCGAGGAUGUCAUCCACACGGUGGGACCCAUCGCCCACGGAGAGCCCAGCGCCAGCCAGGCUGCCGAGCUCCGCAGCUGCUACUUGAGCAGCCUUGACCUGCUGCUGGAGCACGGGCUCCGCUCGGUGGCGUUCCCCUGUAUCUCCACAGGAGUGUUUGGCUACCCCAACGAGGCGGCGGCCGAGGUAGUGCUGACCGCGUUGCGCGAGUGGCUGGAGCAGCACAAGGACAAGGUGGACCGGCUGAUCAUAUGCGUGUUCCUGGAGAAGGACGAAAACAUCUACCGGCAACGCUUCCCCCACUACUUCCCCGUCGCGUGACGGCAGCCUGCCGCCUACCCUGACCAGGACUGACUCGUCUGGGCCUACCGGACCGCGCUCCCAGCUCUAAGAAGUCGUGGAAGCCUGCAGCAGGGCCUGACUUGGCCACCUUAUUCUUUCCCUCCACCCCCUGCCCCCUCAGCAGCCUCUAUUCUAAUAAAGACCACUACUGUUGCA